Messenger RNA from Alnus glutinosa, 1782 nucleotides. RefSeq lists its product as uncharacterized. The record is from RefSeq and is a predicted model, not a curated record. The transcript has 4 exons. The coding region runs from base 83 to 1579 and encodes 498 amino acids. NCBI's taxonomy places the organism in Eukaryota, Viridiplantae, Streptophyta, Magnoliopsida, Fagales, Betulaceae.
CUAGAAAAAUACACAAAAUAGCCCGCCUUACAAAACCCAAGAAGAAAUUCAAACACACGGCCAGAGCGUUUGAGAGAGGGAGAUGCCAAGGAACGAAUGGAAAGCGAAGUCUGGAAGGAAGGCACUGAAGGACGUAUCAAAUAAACACAAUGGUGGAAGGUUCUCCAAAUCCCUCAAUUCGAAGAAGAAAUUCUCGGAGAAGACCAGCGAGGAUUUGUCUACGCUGGGCGAAGAAGACGACGCGCUCGACCGCCUCCUGCUCGUCCAGUCCGAUCUCUCCUCUCUAGUCCACCAGAUUGAUGAACUCGUUGUGCAAGCAUUUAAACUGAAGGCAACCAGCAAACACGGGAGAAAAGAAAUUGAAUCUUUCACGCAUUUCUUGUCUGAAAUGCUUUACUCUUUAAAGCCAUGGUUCCCCAGAUUUCAGAAGGUGCUCUCCAGUCCUAUGGAAUCUGAGAAUCAGCUGGGACAGACUGGCGCAAGUAAAAUAGUGUCUUCGACUAAUGAAGUUGAAAGCAAUGCUCCUGACAGUCCAGAGCAAAGCAAGUUGGAUUCUUUGAUCUCUCCUUCUCCCCUUGUGUCAUGGCGUGCUGACUGCACUAUUGAUAGAGGUAGACAGAUGUUUCUGCUUACACCUCUUCCUAUAUCAAAAGCUCUAUCAUCCAAACAUCAGGGCCCAUCUAAAUCAGUAUUUGAAAGGAUUACGUCCAUUACUACUACUGUGCCACCAUCUUUUUUUACUAUUUCAGGAGAUAUAAAUGAUAAUUUACUUGAAGGUGUACCUAUAAGGCCAACACCUAGUAAGCCUUCUGAUUCUGCCGUGACUGAAAAGGAAAACACCUUACAGUCUGAAUUUGUGUCUUCACCCAUGCUUUCUAAACGAGACUGCUCCAUGCUUGUUAUGACUCCAUGCAUGAAAAUGUCACCUCUAAAAUCUUGUGUAUUGCUUGAACCUAUAUCCGAGUCCUCUCAUCAAGGCAACCAUAGGUUCCGUAAGUCCACCCCAUUUCCUUUUGGCAUUCAUUGCAGUUCACAACUUUCCGAAUCCUCUGACAGUGAUGCUUCUGAGGGUCUCGCUUUAAAGUAUCCAGAGCUCUUAGGGAUUCAACAGGCUUAUAAACCAGGAAUUGGAAAGAAAAAGGUAGAAGCAUCACCAGAUUGGUUUGUUUCACCUCCUAAGACUUGUGUUUUACUCAACCCACCUGAUGAGAAAUCAUUGAAGAAUGCAGCCGAUGACUGCCAGAUGCCUAUAACGUCUGAUGUUUUCAAUCAGCAAAUUAACUCGAUUUUAUCAAAGGAAGACAACGUUCAAUGCGGCUUUCAGCAAACCAACAAAUCUUGUAACCAAGAACCUCGUGGUGGUAAUUUAGCAUCCAUGGAUAGCACUCCAAUGUGGAAGGGACCUGAAAGCACUAUCUGCAGAGGCAAAGUUGCGGGUGAGAAUACUCUAAAGAAAGAGUUGUGGACAAAGUUUGAAGCAGCAUCUACCCAUGGCCCCCGUCUUAAUGUCUCUGUGCCCCAAAAUACUGCUCAGAGAGGAUUUCUUGACUUACUGGAUGAGGUCUCUUGUGACGAGUGAAGUUAGCUGCAUGUGGGUUCGAGCUGGCAAAACAUAAGAGAAUUUUUGAAUCGUAAAUGGCAGAUCAUGUUGUAUGUUAGAAGUAUUUAGGGCUCAGUAAUUGGCUUCUUGAUGUAAUGGAUGUGUUGCUUCUGACACAAACCUGAUAUGUUGUAGUAAAAAGAAAAUGAAUUACCCAAAAUACUAAAAACCUCCAAAUUAAA